This is a messenger RNA of Ceratina calcarata, 1092 nucleotides long. Its product is annotated as PEST proteolytic signal-containing nuclear protein. The transcript is spliced from 3 exons. The coding region runs from base 196 to 678 and encodes 160 amino acids. The record is from RefSeq and is a predicted model, not a curated record. Gene Ontology annotation, cellular component: nucleus. Lineage: Eukaryota; Metazoa; Arthropoda; Insecta; Hymenoptera; Apidae. Gene Ontology annotation, biological process: protein ubiquitination; proteasome-mediated ubiquitin-dependent protein catabolic process.
UUUCCAAUAAUUUUGUAACUAUCACUGAUCUCAGUGUUACACAUUGCUUCUGUGUGACGAGAAAUUACUGUUAAUCUUGCUUGGAAGCAAGGUUUACAGACUGCGAGGGCACCAGCUUGAAGUAGACCGUAGCUGAAUUGGUUCGGUCCAGUCGAUUUGGUCGAUUUCGCACUGCGUCUAAAGAAAAUCGGAAAAAUGUCGAAGAGGAAUCAAGGGGACGAAUAUAGAAAAGGGUCAAGUGUCUACAGAGCAGAGGACUCGAGGGGCGACAGCAACAGGGGAAGGGAUCGUUCGCCACUUAGAUCGGACGACCGUUGCGAAGCCGAUGAUUACAGUCAGAGCGAUGCAAAGAAACAGAAGUUGGCUUUUGGAUUCGGGAAGAAAAGUGGGGUGGAACAGAAAAAGGGCAUCCAGAUAAAGUUAGGCUCGACAUCGAAACCGACGGUAAAAGCAACGCCUGUUCAGAGGCCAACAGUGGCAUCCGUGUUCAAUGCAGACGAGGACGAUGAGCCCGAGGAGAUGCCGGCAGAGGCGAGGAUGAGGAUGAGAAAUAUUGGGAGAGAAACGCCGACUUCGGCCGGGCCGAACUCAUUUGGUAAAACGAAGCAAGGAUUUUGCGACUCCAAAAAGAUAUUCGAGAAAACGCUGAAGAAAGCGAUGGAAGAAGCGAAUAAAUGAUUUCUUCCUUAAUGUAUCCGGCAAUUAUUGUUAACUGUAUAUUAAUUUUAUGAGAAGAGAAAUGCAACAACACGGCGGGAUUCUUGCUACAGUUAUACGCAAAAUAUUUUUAUCAAUUUCUUCUCAGUGGUAAAAAUUAGAUAAUUAAACCUUCGUAUAUCUAAUGUCGCAACUUCAGAAUUAAGUAAUUAGCUAUUUCAUUUAGCGUUAGCUGAUGUUAAGACUGCACAUGACGUGUACUACUUUCUUUGUGAAUCAGGAGUAAAAUCAUAUUGUGUAAACUUUUACAUUGUUUAUUAACAUUGUAUUCAUUUUUCAAUCACGCAAUGAUAAGUUAAAAGAAGUAGAGGUUCUUUAGAAACCUCAGGAAAGUUAUAAAAUAAUUUAUCUUGUAACGUGUAGAAUAAAUAAUAU